UUCACAAUGCAAGGCAAAGUGCCCAAAUUAUUAUUAUUAUUUUUUUUUUUUAGGUUGAUCACAUGCCCUUUUAAAUGUGGUCCAUAACAGACACUAGCUUAUGUUUGUACUGGGCCAACAGUUGCUGACAGGUUUUACCACCACAAAAUGAACAUAGACUCUUUGUUUUGCAUCCCCCUCCCCUAAAGUUCCUCCACUAGCUUCCCAGAUUAGAUUAACAGUGCAUCACUCAGGCUUCAACAAACACCGGGCAACAAACACUCACAAGCUUGUGCAGGGUACUAAUCCCACAUUUUCAGUAUGAAGUAUUUGCAAAAGGAGAGAAAGAGUUAAAUUUUAGGAAUGAGAUUGUAGAAUUAGAAGUAUGAGCGGCUUUGGAUACUGUAAAGAGCUUGAGAAGCAUUAGGACAUUAAUGAAGAUGAACUUCUAGCCUUGUUGACCAAUGAAGAGCUCCAGGAGUUGGAGAGGGCAAUGGCUGAGAUGGAACCAGAUGAAAGUACAACCAUUGGACUAAGGCAAGAGGACCAGGAGGCCAAGUUGCCAACAGGGACUUUUUGCAAGUAUUGGGAAGACGAGACUUACAGAUUGCUAGAGAACAGCAUGGAUGAGAGUCAGACAGAUAAGAGUGAAGAGGAAUGUGGCAAUGAAGACUCUGAGGAUAAGGACCCUGAGGGGGGAGUGCAACAAAACAGAAGGCUUGGAAAGGUGUGUGAUGGGGAGAAAGAAACAAGGUCAAGCAGACAGAAUUUUAAGGACUUAUCCCUAUACAAUUGUAAGAGGAAUUGCUACAGCAGUCAGAAACCAAACAGCAUUAGUAUAGCUGUCCUGCAUCAUGUAGACUCAAACUUGAAUGCUAAGCAAGAGAGGCCAAGUGGUAAUCCCAUUGACAUUGACCAGAUCUUGAAGAAAAUCUUGACAAACGAUUCCUCCAUAAGUUGUCUAAACAACACUGAAAACAUUUCCCAAGGGGUUUUGGUGAGCUUUGCUGAUGCCUUGAUCUCAAAAUAUGUUAAGGUCUUCAGCCUUGCCAACACCCAUGCAGAUGACCAAGUAGCUUUGGCUUUGGCCAAAAUGCUUAAGGAGAACUGGAACAUCACCAACCUUAACAUCAAGUCCACAAUUAUUUAAGGCAAAGGUAUCCUGGCCUUGAUUUGGUCUCUUCAAUACAACACUACAGUGGAGCUCCGAUUCCACAUCUGUGGAGGCCAAGUAGAGAUGGAGAUGGUAACACUUCUGAGGGACAACACCACUCUCUUGAAACAAGGAUAUCAGUUUGACUUACCUGGCCCGAGGAUCUUAACCUACAACCAAGACCAUCAGUGGCAAAAGCGGCUACAGAAAGAGAGCAAGACAAUUGAAAGUACUGAACAAGAAGCAAAAACAUUGGACACUAUGGACAACACACAAUCAUCACAUUUUGAGACUUCAAAAGGUGACAAACAUGGCGAGAAUUUUCUUCAAGACCGCAAAGAUCCCCUAAAACCAGUAUCUGAAACAAUUAUCAGAAAAGAUGACAGAAAGUGUCUGGAAGGUGAUCAAAGGUCAAUGCGUGAUAAUCUAUUGGCAGCAAUUCGUAGAAGCAGCAUUGGUACACUUCAGAGGGUAAGACAUUUUACUUGUCCUGGACAUAUUCAAGAAGCCAAGCCUCAAAAGUACAAUCCUCAAAUUGACAACUGACUCUAGAAACAUUGCUGGACAGGACAGGAACCCUGAGCACUGAGGGUUCUACAGUACAUGCAACGUUGUUCUGAAGCAAAAACACUCUUAUUUGACAGACACUUAAAAUAUCAAACUCUAGAUCAGGGGUUCCCAAACUAUUUUGUCAGCUGAAACCAAUUGACCAAGAGGGCAGAUAACCUUAAUAUACUAUCCACUUAGCUAUAGCACAAAUUGUCUGAUUACAUUUGUAAAGAACAUGUUUGUUUAAACAUUCAAUUGACUAAUUGUUUUUCUUGCAGGUGACUGUCACUUCUCAUCA
Molecule: messenger RNA, 1979 nt
Organism: Xyrauchen texanus (razorback sucker)
Lineage: Eukaryota; Metazoa; Chordata; Actinopteri; Cypriniformes; Catostomidae
Gene: lmod2a
Product: leiomodin 2 (cardiac) a
Biological process (GO): myofibril assembly; pointed-end actin filament capping; muscle contraction
Cellular component (GO): myofibril; striated muscle thin filament
Molecular function (GO): tropomyosin binding
Source: RefSeq, a predicted model, not a curated record